AGUCCAGUCUAAUCCAGCCUUUCUUGCGCACCCAAUCAGGGGUCCAGCCGCAGCAUCGCUUGCAAAGGCCCGCCCGCCUCGCCCUCACUGGCUCAGUCCCCCAAAAUAGCGCUUGUAGGUGCAUUUAGCAAUUACAGUGCAGCGCUGGAGUGCAUGUGCUAGGCCUGCCCAGCAUGCUAGUGCCAGUAAAUCCAUGGGUGACCCCAUGGUUCAGCAUGGGGAGACGUUCCAUGGGGGUCCCUCCACUGUCAAUCCUUCUUUUGCAACGCCCAAUCUCCAUCUGAUCGCCCAUUGUGCCCGCGCCAUCUUGUCGUCCCAUCACCAUCAAAAAAGGGACCAGAAAAAAAAAAAAAAAAAAAGAGGACGGCUGACUGCUGCAACUCACCAGCAACACGCCCAGCCCGACAAACGGCUACGGUCGACUCGACGCCUCGCAGGAUCUGCCCUGCUCUGCUCGGAUCUGCUCUGCUCAACGCAAGGCAUCUGUGCUUUGGGCAAGCUCCAGCUUUUUUUCAGCUUUGAGGCCAUCGUCGAGUCGAGCCGCUCAGCUUUUGCCCCCAGUCCCGCACCCGUCGCCGCCCCUCUCCAGACGCCAGACGCCAGACUCCAUCGUGAGCCUCAGUCUCGCCAGAGUCUCUCCUGCUACGCGCCUUGUACUGCACUUUUUCUGCGCUUCUUUGCCCUGCUUUGCCCUGCCAUUGCCGGCGUCUCGGUGCUGAGCCUUGCCCUGCCAGUCACACGACGGUGCGCUAUCGGCUGUCCAUCAUCUUUGCCCAGUCCUCGCCGAGCCUCUUCGUUCCCUCGCAUGAUCGGGCCCGGAUCUUAACCGUUGGCCGGGUCGUUCCGUUGGGCUGGUUUUGGCAGCCAUGUUGUAUUGAGCGCAUCCUUAUAAUCGCUUUCCUAGGCAGGCUGACAUAGAGGGACAUCGUCUCGCCAAGUCCAACAUCUGUCCUGUCUCUCUGUGUUGUCCUUUUGCGUCCCGCUUCCGCUGCCGGUCCCGUCACGGAGGUCCCGCAAGACUAGAGAUCAAGGACAAGAGAGAGGAAGAAAAAAGGGGAGCCACUCUGCGGAAGAAUAUCUUCGAGCGGCUGUCGAUCGGAGUCGAGGCCGUUGUGCAAUCGUUUCUCUGCUUUUUUUGUUUCCCGUCUACCGACGCGGCGAUCCGGAUCCCUCCCUUGA
Molecule: messenger RNA, 1179 nt
Organism: Trichoderma harzianum CBS 226.95
Lineage: Eukaryota; Fungi; Ascomycota; Sordariomycetes; Hypocreales; Hypocreaceae
Exons: 1
Coding region: 194-826 (210 amino acids)
Source: RefSeq, a predicted model, not a curated record